This is a messenger RNA of Mesorhabditis belari, 270 nucleotides long. NCBI's taxonomy places the organism in Eukaryota, Metazoa, Nematoda, Chromadorea, Rhabditida, Rhabditidae. The record is from the annotation of a GenBank genome assembly.
AUGCUGGUGGUUGUGCCGUGCCGAGCAUCACUUUCGAUUUCUGCUCGAUCCAAGUCGGCUCGGAUUGUGCUCGCGGAUGGAUUGGGUGCCCCGUUUUUGGAGGAAUACGAUGAAGGUAGUCAAUCGAUCGAUGAAUUGAUCAAAGUACCUCGUCCAUGUUACCAUUGCUUUGGAUCGAUACUUGUCACCAGCAUUGAGAUGAAAGCCAACGCGGUCAGCCUGGUUUGCCUCCUCGGGGCCGCGAAAACGACUACCGGCUGGAGUGGGGAG